Molecule: messenger RNA, 1101 nt
Organism: Clarias gariepinus (North African catfish)
Lineage: Eukaryota; Metazoa; Chordata; Actinopteri; Siluriformes; Clariidae
Gene: sfr1
Product: SWI5-dependent homologous recombination repair protein 1
Exons: 3
Coding region: 231-818 (195 amino acids)
Biological process (GO): positive regulation of DNA-templated transcription; double-strand break repair via homologous recombination
Cellular component (GO): Swi5-Sfr1 complex
Source: RefSeq, a predicted model, not a curated record
CAGACUUACAGCCGAAUCAGCAAAACAGCAUUUAUAAACAUUAAUCAUUCCGUAGUGCAUUUGCGUAGUAAUAGUUUUGCUUUUUCAGGUAAAUUAGAUAACCAAGCAGCUAUUCAAGUCGAGCGAGUUACUUCCGUGCUUCAUGUAUCCUCACGUGUAGCUUUACUGAGCUAGGCUUUUGUGUUCUACGGUACUUAGAGUUUACUAAAAGAGUUUACGGGCAGCUGUCUAUGGAUAAAACACCUCUGAGAAACACCUUAGAGAAUGAAACGCCAGAGUCCAGAGCUCCCAGUGCGGCCAGGCCAAUGAGUUCUGCACUGAAGGACAGAUUAAAAAGAGCUCGACGUUCUUUUACUUCCCCACUCAGUGUGGUUAAAAGACUUAAAAUUGAUGAGGACAAGUUUCCACAGGCUUCAAACAACGAGACGGCCCUGGGUGAUGAGUCUGUAAUUGAUGUCAACAGGAAUGAGACUGGAAGAGAAGACUGUGUGAAGAGCUUCGGGUCAAAUUGUGCUCAGACCUCUCAAUGUGAAUUACUUCAGCUUAGAGAGAAAUUAAAGAAAGAUGUUAAGGAAAAAUCUGAAACUUUACGAAGGCUUAAGAUGGUCAAAAUGUACAGAACGAAGAAUGACCUGACGCAGCUGCAAGAGCUGACAGAUAAGUGGAGGCAGUGUGCUCAAGCAGUGCUGUAUGAACUACAAACAGAUUUACCUACAGAUGGCCAGAAAACCAGCCUUUCCCAGCUCGUUGACUACUUUGGACUGGAGGACAGUAUACUUCACUUCAACAGGACGGAAGAGGAAUUCACUGACAGCUGAUGUCAGUAACUACCUGUUUAUAUGUUACCCAUGCUCAGCCUUAAGGUGUUUGAAUCUGCCUCUUAAAGGUUAACAACCUUAAUUACCACUGAAAACACAGAAAAUCAGUGAAUGAAGAUGAAUUUUGUUUAAAUGAAAUACCUCUGUAUUUGUGUUAGAUUUAUUCUACUGUUUUGCACUUUGCCAUUUCAAUCUGUGCUCUCGCUUAACUUGGAUGUAUUUUUGUGCCUGUUCCAUAUUUAGUUAAAAUGUAAUUGUAAAUAAAGAUAAAUAGCCUUCUUUA